CCGCCUCCGGUCCCCCAGCCCCGCCCCGAAGUUUGAGGGGUGUGGAUGGUCUGUGCCCCCCUCCCCUCGUGGUGCCCCUCGGGGGCUGGGAGAGCCGGGUUCGGGCCCCGCCACCGACCCAGGAAGCCUCCUCCUGGGGUGCCCCUGGCGCGGAGCCUCGGGCUCCCCGGACCGGAGUGGUGGACCCCGUGGCCCGCGUCAGGCUGAGGAGAGGUCCGCGGGGGCCGUGGGGUACAGCGCGAGCCCCCCACGGCCGCCGCUGCUUCUCCCUGUCCAUCGGAACUCAUGACAUUCACCUUCCGGCCGUCAGGACUUGGUUGUGGGAGCGCUAGCUCCUUGCUCCCACUUCCUUUUUGAACAAUUGCAGUGUGCCGAGCACUGCACUCAGUAAUUGCUUCGAUGGUUUCACGUCAUCUGCAAAAUAGUCUCGUGAGCCCGGAGGCAGCCAGUGGGCAGAGCAUGGAGCUCUCUGACGUCCCCCUCAUUGAGGGUGUGGGAAAUGAGGUGAUGGUGGCCGCAGGUGUGGUGGUGCUGAUUCUAGCUUUGGUCCUGGCUUGGCUCUCCACCUAUGUAGCAGACAGCGGUAGCAGCCAGCUUCUAGGCACUAUUGUGUCAGCAGGUGAUGCUUCUGUCCUCCAACUGGGCCAUGUGGACCACCUGGUGGCGGGCCAGGGAGCCUCCGAGCCCAGUGAGCUCCCCCGUCCGUCAGAGGGUAAUGAGGAGAAAGCCGAAGAGUCUGGUGAAGGUGGGGGAGACCCCACAGGGGAAUCUGGAGCUGGAGGUGGUGCUGAGCCCAGCCUGGAGCAUCUCCUUGACAUCCAAGGCCUGCCCAAAAGACAAGCAAACAUGGAAGGCCCCUUGCGAUCCGAGGAUGGCACCUGCACACCGCCCAGCCCCGGCCUCAUCAACGUGCGACUCAAAUUCCUCAAUGACACCGAGGAGCUGGCUGUGGCAAGGCCUGAGGACACUGUGGGUGCCCUGAAGAGCAAGUACUUCCCUGGACAAGAGAACCAGAUGAAACUCAUCUAUCAGGGCCACCUGCUGCAGGACCCAGGCCGCACCCUGCGCUCCCUGAACAUUACUGACAACUGUGUGAUUCACUGCCACCGCUCGCCCCCAGGGUCAGCUAUUGCAGGCCCCUCUGCCUCCCUGGCCCCCUCAGCUGCUGAACCAGCUAGCCUUGGUGUCAAUGUGGGCAGCCUCAUGGUGCCCGUGUUCGUGGUGCUGCUGGGUGUGGUCUGGUACUUCCGUAUCAAUUACCGCCAGUUCUUCACAGCACCCGCCACUGUCUCCCUGGUAGGGGUCACAGUUUUCUUCAGCUUCCUAGUAUUUGGGAUGUACGGACGAUAAGGACAUAGGGAGAAAAUGAAAGGCAUGGUCUUCCUCUUUUAUGGCCUCCCCCUUUCAUGGCCAGAGCUGGGCCCAAGGGCCUGGGAGGGAGGAGUGGAAAGGAUGUGGGACUGCCCCCACUCUAUUGGGCAUGGGACACAGGCCCAGGGCCACCUCUUCACGUCCCCAGGGGCAUAUACAUCCCUUCUGUGUGAGUACAACUCAGGUAGAUUAGAGGAUGUCCUCUUCACGUAUGGGGUCCUGCAGGAGUUGAAAGCUGAUGGCCAGAUUCAGUGGGAAAUCUGGGUUCUGAGGGUUCCCUUCCACGCAUAGUUACCACCCCCCAAAACUUCCCAAAUGCCCUGCAUGUUCCUCUUCCCCAGCACCUAGGGCUGCCUGCCAGGGUGGCUUGGCAUGCCCCACUGUGCUCCGGUAGGGAGCCUGGACCAUCUGCAGCUCCUUAACCAAGGACCAGUCUGUCACAAGUAAAAUCACACCAGCGGGGAUAAAGAUUGUGCCAGUCUUCCCCAUGUGCACCCAGCCACCUCCUUCCUCCCAGCCCUGUAGCAGGAAUAGGGCAUCUCUCAUGUUCUAGACAAUUUCCAGCGUUUUCCCCUUUCAGAGCACUUUUCUUCAUGUCUUAGUAGAGCUCAAUUGGGAUGGGGAAUGGGGCAUGGAGCCAAGCCCCUGGCAUGGGGAGAAGCCAGGCCACAGCUGCUACUCCCCUAGGCCUAAGGCUGUGAGCAAAAGACAGUGCUGGCCCUCUGCCAGCAUCCUACCCUGCCCAGCUCCAAGGACAAGCUCGGUAUGGCUCCUGGGGCCCCAAGCCCUCGCAUCUGGGGCUCCUGCAGGGUUGCUAUCUCUGAAUAAAGUUCUAUUACUACGGCUGUG
This is a messenger RNA of Ochotona princeps (American pika), 2220 nucleotides long. RefSeq names its product transmembrane and ubiquitin like domain containing 2 (gene TMUB2). Gene Ontology annotation, molecular function: protein binding. Bases 400 to 1350 code for a protein of 316 amino acids. Lineage: Eukaryota; Metazoa; Chordata; Mammalia; Lagomorpha; Ochotonidae. The record is from RefSeq and is a predicted model, not a curated record. The transcript is spliced from 3 exons.